AUGGCCGCUCUUCCUCAACGCCUCUCACACCCCCCACUCCUCCCUUCCCCCCUUCCUUGUUACAUUGCAGGCCAUGCCCGAGGCAGAGACAGCCUUCUGGGCGUCGGUACUGCUGUCCAAGGCGUGGCCUCUCUUCCUCAACGACCUCGUCUCACCAAGCUCAUGCCCAAAGUCGCUCCCUGGUUCCUCUCCCGAUACAAGCCUCCCAUGCUCGUACGUCCAUCCGCCUCUACCUUCCCACCCGAUGCCGGAUGCUCUCCCAUGCUGCUCCAUCCCUCCAUGUCGGCGAAGGUGGAGGUGGUGAAGGCCAACUUCGGUGACACAGCGCCCGUCAUCACAUCCAUCAAAGCGUUCCGGGAGGAGGAGGCGGGCGCAACCAUGUGGCGACACCAUGUCAUGCCACACUACUUGCCCUUUACCCCCCUCUCUAUCGCCGCACGUCUUCCUUUCAUCACACCCGAAGCUGGAGGCGAGUGUGGAGGAGGCGGCGGCGUGUGCCAACAACAAAACUGUGCUGCCAGCACCGACCCCCUCGUUGCCUCGCCCCUUCAAUCUCACCUCACCCUCUCCAUGACCAGGAGCUGGAGGCGAGUGUUGAGACAACAUGAGUGUGCGAGCAGCCGCGAGCUGGAGGCGAGUGUGGAAUUGGUGGGGGCGGACAACUUGAGCGUGCAGGCGACUGCUUAUGUGGCGGGCAUGGGCAGCAUCCCCUGGACCGCCUACAUCACCGGCUGCAGCUCACCGGCACGAUGCGUGUGGGCUGCGCUUCCGCUGCUCGCUCGCCUUUGUGGAUGUGGUGACGGAUGCUGUAGAAGCGUCGUGAACGCCCUCUCUCUGCCUGCCUUCUGCGCCCUCCCCAUCCCCAUCCCCAUCCCUGCAGAUGCGAGUGGGACUGCGCCUCCGCUACUCGCUGCCUUUUGUGGACCGAUGCGGGUGGGGCUGCGGUUCCGGCGCUCGCUGCCCUUUGUGGACCGCGUGACGCUGAGCUUCGUGCGCCCCCCCCAGGUGUCGUGCGCCAUCAAGGUCAUGGGCGCCCUCGACGCCGCCAGCAUUCCGCUUGUGGCCUCCUAUGUGGAGUCUUGCUUUGCCUAUGUGUGCUAUUCCUGUUGCCCUUCCCAUCCCAUGGCCUUUCCCAUCCCCCUGGCAACGAGCAGGAGUACACUCUCCAAAACGCCCUCAAGACGUCCCUCUGCUGGGUACGUGCCCGUUGUCCCCCUACUCCUCACGCCCAUGACUGUUUCUUCAGACCAAACCCCCAACCGACUGGUGGUGGUGGACGCGGUGAGGGCAGCUGCCUUGGUGCUGGACCUCUUUACGUGUGUCAUCCCCUCAACCCCGUUCCCCCUCCACCCCACCCCAUCCAUCUGCAGCCCACCGGCUGGUGGUGGUGGACGCGGUACCCUCUCUGCUAUCUCCAAGAAAUUUCUUUCCAAGAAAGGCAAGGACGGUGCUGCCGCCUUGCCAGCUGUCGCCACGCUAUUGGUCGAAGUCAUGGAGGCAAAGGAUCUCCUGGCGGCAGAUUCGGGCGGCACAUCUGACCCCUACCCAAUGAUGCGAUCGGGCGGGCUCAGAUGGACAUUAGUGCGGUUUAGGGGGGCAGGGAGGAAGGAAGAGUGGUUGCCACUGGUGGACGGCGGAAAUGGAAAGAUCAGAGUGGCUGUAGAGGUGAAGGAGGACGGGGGCAUUGGUCCCAGCGGCAGUGACUCCGAUCCUGCUGGCCCUUCCGCUGUCGCUGCUGGUGGUAGUGCUGGUGGUGAGAGUGGUGGUGCAGCUGUGGGUGGAAGGGGAGUGGAGAGAGCAGCGUCAGACGCAUCAACAUGCACAUUAGAGUCGUACACUCACGACUCGCAAUCCGUGUCUGCUGCCUGCUCAGAGGAUGCUGCUCGAGUUGCUGCGCCCCACCACAGCCACAGCGCGCCUGCCAAGCUGGCACCUGCCAACACAGCAUGCACGCCUCAAGGGCCUCAUUCUUGCUCUUUGUCGGUGCUGCGGUUGGCUCAUACCAAGCAGGCACAUCCAAUCCAACCCCAUCUGAAAGGCUUCGUAAGUCCUCCGAAUAUUCCAUGUCCACCUCCCGCGACUUCCUGCCUCUUUUUUCCUCCUCCUGCCCCUCCUCUUCCCCUGUCCCUUUUUCCUCUUCCCUGCCCCUUUUUCCUCUUCCCUGCCCCUUUUUCCUCUUCCCUGCCCCUUUUUCCUCUUCCCUGCCCCUUUUUUCCUCUUCCCUGCCCCUUUUUCCUCUUUCCCUGCCCCUUUUCCCUCUUCCCUGCCCCUCCUCUUCCCUGUCCCUUUUUCCUCUUCCCUGCCCCUUUUUCCCUCUUCCCUGCCCCUUUUCCUCUUCCCUGCCCCUUUUUCCUCUUCCCUGCCCCUUUUUCCUUCUUCCCUACCCCUUUUUCCUCUUUCCCUGCCCCUUUUUCCUCUUCCCUGCCCCUUUUUCCUCUUCCCUGCCCCUUUUCCUCUUCCCUGCCCCUUUUUCCUCUUCCCUGCCCCUUUUUUCUCUUCCCUUCCCCAUUCCCCCUUCUCUCUGGCCCCCACACGUACGCUCUGCCCGCGAUGGAACGAAAAGUUUUCGCUGCCGUGAAGGAAUGGCCGCCUGCGGGCAGCCCGUUCCUCUUGAAGCUGAACAUUUUCGACCGUGAUAUGCUGACUCAGCACGACCCGCUAGGGAACGCUGCCCUCGAUAUAAUGUCGUUGAGGGAUGGUGCGAGGCACGCCCUGUGGGUGAAGCUGGAGAACGUGGCUACAGGGAGGGUGCAUGUGGCUGUGACUGUAGAGGAUCACCUUGGGCCGGCAGAGACUGAUGAUGAAGAGAAUGAGUCAGUGGAAGGAGGUGAGGAGGGUGGAGAUGGGAAAGCGGGGGUUAACUCUGCCCCCACCAGUGCCGGCAGUUAA
This is a messenger RNA of Closterium sp. NIES-65, 2889 nucleotides long. Lineage: Eukaryota; Viridiplantae; Streptophyta; Zygnematophyceae; Desmidiales; Closteriaceae. The record is from the annotation of a GenBank genome assembly.